This is a messenger RNA of Talaromyces atroroseus, 4689 nucleotides long. RefSeq lists its product as hypothetical. The transcript is spliced from 7 exons. Gene Ontology annotation, biological process: regulation of ARF protein signal transduction. The coding region runs from base 1 to 4689 and encodes 1562 amino acids. Lineage: Eukaryota; Fungi; Ascomycota; Eurotiomycetes; Eurotiales; Trichocomaceae. The record is from RefSeq and is a predicted model, not a curated record. Gene Ontology annotation, molecular function: guanyl-nucleotide exchange factor activity.
AUGCCGGAAUACCCAUUGCCAAUAUCGGUGGAUCCGGUAUCUUUGGUGACUACAGAAUGCAUCACGGUCACCUCGGCUAUGCGCAAGCAUGCCCGCUGGGCUCACUCCUCCGUAGCCGCCAUCCUAGGUGGCAGCGGCUCAACAAAAGGCAGUGACCGCGAUAUAUCAGCUUCUCCCAUCUCGAGCACAAGAAAUACCGCUGGCGGAAAUAAGAAGCCCAACUCCGAUAACUCAAGUCUCUCGUCUGCAGCCGAGGGAGACCAUGCAUUGGCCAACAGAUGGGGCUUGAGGGGUAAAAAAGGGAAGAGCAUCCAAGACAACCCUCUUAUAUCCGCCUUCACGCGUUUGCGAAGUGACUUGAAGUCAUGCAGAGAUGUCCGCGCGUUUGAUGCUCCGUCGUUGCUUCAUCCGUUUCUCCAGGUCAUUCGUUCUUCAUCAACCUCUGCACCGAUCACCUCGCUGGCAUUGGUUGCCGUCACGAAAUUCCUUGCCUACGAUAUCGUCAACCGCCAUUCGCCUCGUAUCUCUGUUGCAAUGCAACUCCUAUCGGCCGCGAUCACACACUGUCGGUUUGAAGCGAGCGAUACGGUUGCUGACGAGGUGGUUUUGUUGAGGAUACUCAAGCUGAUGGAAGGAAUGCUGUCGCGACCGGAAGGAGAACUGCUAGGAGAUGAAAGCGUUUGUGAAAUGAUGGAGACAGGGUUGAGCAUGUGCUGCCAGAACCGUCUGUCAGAAUUACUCCGCCGAUCGGCUGAAAUGUCCAUGAUCAAUAUGUGUCAAGUGACAUUCAUGAGAUUAUCCACAAUCGGAACCGAAGAGAUUGAUAUCGAUGUGCAUCAUCAACAGCAACAUAUAGAGGAUGAGACUGCCAACCUCAAAAUGGACCCUUCUCUCGACGGGGACACGGUUAUUCCCCAACAUCCGUCAACUAUGGGUUCCGACACCAUCCCUGCUGACAAAGAGGAAAAGGAGCCCUUAAACAAUGACGACCCUACGCCUACAAGCAGCGGCGACGCAUUAGUCGGCUCCGCUACGGAAAAUGAGGAGUCCCAAGUGGUCGAGGUACGUCCAUACGGCCUACUUUCAAUUCGAGAGUUAUUCCGUGUCUUGAUUGAUCUCUUGGACCCGCAUAAUCCUCAGCAUACCGAUGCUAUGAGAGUCAUGGCGUUGAGAAUUAUUGACGUCGCUCUUGAGGUCUCCGGACCUUCAAUUGCUCGUCAUCCAAUGCUUGCGGCUUUAGCUGAAGACGACUUGUGUCGCCAUCUCUUUCAGCUAGUGCGUUCAGAGAACAUGGCAAUCCUUAAUGCGUCAUUAAGAGUAACCGGUACUUUACUUUCAACCUGCCGGUCGGUUUUGAAAUUGCAACAGGAGCUCUAUUUAUCCUAUCUGGUUGCUUGUCUCCAUCCUCGAGUGGAAAUUCCCAGAGAGCCUGGCAUCAAUCCAUCACUUUAUGAGGGUGUCCCUCAGGCACCGAAACAAGCCAGCAGUGGCCGCUCAACACCUAUUCCCGUCAAAGACAGACAAAAGCUAGGCUUAGAGGGAGGUGUUAGGAAGCCCGAGGCCCGAGAAGCCAUGGUUGAGAGCAUAGGCGUAUUAGCCCGUAUGCCAGGCUUUAUGGUGGAACUAUUCGUCAACUAUGAUAGCGAGGUGGAUCGUGCAGAUCUUUGUGAGGAUAUGCUUGGGUUACUUUCUCGAAACGCAUUUCCAGACUCGGCCACCUGGAGCACUACGAACGUGCCACCACUCUGUCUUGAUUCUCUUCUAGGUUACAUACAUUUCAUUGCCGACAGACUCGAUGAUGAGCCUCGGUAUGAAGGUUUACCAGAUCCUGAGAAAUUAAAGAGUCAACGACAAAGGAAAAAGAUCAUAAUACAAGGUGCCACCAAGUUCAAUGAAGACCCCAAGGCGGGAAUUGCAUACCUGGCUUCACAGGGUAUCAUUGAGAACCUCGAAAAUCCAGAACUUGUUGCUCGUUUCCUGAAAGGCACAACCCGUAUCUCAAAGAAGAUACUCGGCGAGUAUAUUGCUAAAAAGAAUAAUGAAAAAUUACUGGAGGCCUUUAUAGACCUGUUUGAGUUUUCCGGGAAAAGUGUUAUUGAGGCCCUUCGUGAGCUUCUAGGUUCAUUUCGACUGCCAGGUGAAUCACCAUUGAUCGAGAGGAUCGUAACGGUAUUCUCUGAAAAAUACAUGUCUAAAGCAGAACCCGCUGAGAUAGUAGACAAGGAUGCCUUGUUUGUCUUGAUAUAUGGUAUUAUCAUGCUGAAUACCGAUCUAUACAAUCCAAAUGUCAAGUCUUCAAACCGCAUGACCUACGUCGAUUUUGCAAGGAAUUUAAGGGGAGUUAACGGCGGUAAUGAUUUUGACCCGGAUUAUUUACAAAGCAUCUAUGACUCAGUCAAGCAGAAUGAGAUCAUUCUCCCUGACGAGCAUGAAAACAAGCAUGCUUUCGACUUCGCCUGGAGAGAACUAUUGAUGAAAACCCCAGCUGCUGGAGACCUGGUAAUCUGUGACACCAAUAUAUAUGAUGCUGAGAUGUUUGCUGCCACUUGGCGACCUAUUGUUGCCACACUUUCUUAUGUUUUCAUGUCGGCCUCUGAUGAUGCGGUCUUUUCAAGAGUGGUCCAAGGCUUUGACCAAUGUGCACAGAUUGCGGCAAAAUAUGGCCUGACAGAGGUCUUUGACCGAAUCAUCUACUGCCUAUCCUCAAUUAGUACACUAGCUACGGAAACACCGCCUAGCACCUCACUUAAUACGGAAGUCCAAGUGGGAAAGAAAGCAGUCAUGGUCAGCGAGUUGGCUGUCAAGUUUGGCCGAGAUUUCAGGGCUCAACUUGCUACCGUGGUAUUAUUCAGGAUCUUGCUCGGAAACGAAAGCACGGUAGGGCAAAGUUGGAAAUACAUUAUUCGCACCCUACAUAACUUAUUUAUCAACGCCCUCAUUCCGCCUUUCGCAGAUGGUCUCGUCUCUAGUCUUAAUAUUCCGUCGAUUCCGCUCCAGCCUCCAUCACAAGUCGUGGAGCGUGAAACACGGGGAGAGACUGGUCUACUAUCUGCUUUCACAUCGUAUCUUUCGAGUUAUGCUGCUGAUGAUCCACCGGAACCGUCGGAUGAAGAACUCGAGAAUACGCUUUGCACAAUUGACUGCGUAAAUGCUUGCAACAUUGGCGAUAUGUUAAAUAACCUCAUAUCAUUACCUCAACCGUCUCUGUCAAACUUAGUUGAUGCUUUGCUAUUCGAAUUACCGGAAGAGAACGCUUCAGCUGUCAUAGUGGUGAAAAGCGAGCGCCCAUCCUCCGGCGGACCACGACCCCCCAGCGCUAAGGGUGAUUUGACAUCACCGGGUUAUAAUCCUGCUAUUCGAGAUUCGGAGACAAUUGAAUGCGUUGGUGAAAAUCUAGCCAGCUCCUUACAAGGCAUAAUUCGAGAUGCAAGGAAUGUCCACCCUCUUAUCGUCUCCAGAGUUCUAUAUUAUCUUCUCAAUCUUCUCCGACUGAGUUAUGAUCAACCAUUCAUGCGCGCCCCGGUCAUCUUGCAUGCUAUCUCUAGUUUCGAUCAAGACAUCCUAGAGAUGUCGGCGAUAUCAAUUCUUAACAGCUUGUCACGAUGCAUUGCUGAAUCGGAACAUUUGAGGAGGGAGACAAUUGUGUCGCCUGACUUUUGGUCCAUCCUGCAACGCCUUCGUCCUCACAACGCGUCUGCCCCCCUUGUUUUUGAUAUUCUUCAAGGAAUUGUUGAAAUUGUGCCACCGGCAAUUUCAUCCGAUAACUACGAAGCUGCUGUUGCGCUCGCGAAUGAUUUUGCAAGUGCGGGAAGUAUAGGAGCCGCUGAAGAACGUAGGAGAGAUGGCAGCAUUCGCAGAUUAAGAGGCGCCAAAGCUGAGAAGCCAGUUGAAAAUGAUACCGCGACGAGAGGAAUAAACGCUAUCGGUGUCAUUUAUCAAAUGACAAAUCGCACCCCUAGUUUGAUUCAACAGUCUCAUCUCGAAAAGAACGAAGCUUGGGCUGCCUACUGGUCUCCCAUUUUCCAAUCAUUGACGAUGCAAUGUACCAACCCUUUUCGAGAUAUACGCCAUCAGGCUAUCUCGACUCUACAGCGCUCCUUAGUUUCCUUACAAUUCGAAUCCGAAAAUGAUGAUAAAUGGACAUCAAUUUUCGACGAGGUCCUAUUUCCUCUCAUCCUACGGCUAUUGAAACCCGAAAUAUAUCACUCUGAUCCAGUAGGAAUGGGCGAAACGCGUGUUCAGGCUGCCACUCUCGUCUGCAAGAUAUUCCUCCGAUAUCUAGAUCAAAUAUCUAACUCCGGUGGCAUGCUUGACCUAUGGCUCAAAAUCCUGGACAUACUUGAUCGGAUGAUGAAUAGUGGCCAAGGUGAUAGUCUGGAGGAAGCAAUUCCUGAAAGCGUGAAGAACAUCCUUUUGGUUAUGGCAGACAGUGGCUACCUCACUCCUCCACCAUUCAGCGAUUCAAAUGAAGAGAAGAUUUGGACAGAAACUAGAAAACGUCUUGAUCGUUUUCUUCCAAACCUGUUCAAUGAACUCUUUCCGAUCCCCGAACUACCACCCACUGUCUCCGAUAGAAGUGGCGAGGAAAGUGCUGAAAAACCAACAUCCAGCGGUAAUGAGUUGAGUGAGAAGGAACAUUUGGAAGAGAAACAACAGCCAACGUCAUCAAGUUCAGCUGACAUGAACUAA